AUGCUUGACCUACACUCUCUCCCCGAAGGCACAUGGCCUGAGCAGGCCAUUCGUAACAACGGCCCCGACAACCUCGUCUUGGAACGAGCAAAGCUGCGCGAGCUUGCGGAGGGCUGGCCCUGCUACCGCGAUGCUUGUGAAUGGGAGAACUUUGAGUCAAUCUUCCACGAGGACGCCCAUGUAUACACGACCUGGUCCGGGCGAGUUCAUUAUAAAGAUUUCAUUGCCGCCUCCAAGGCCGGCAUGGACAAAGGUGCCUUUAUCAUGCACCGCUGCCACGGAUUAACCACGGACAUCACCCCCGACGCCACCCGUGCCGUCACCAAGAUGAAGGCGACAAUCACGCAGCGCUUCACAAUUGACGGAUGCGAGGUUGAUGCAGAGGCAGACUGCCGAUUCUGUUUCUUCUUUGAAAAUGUCAACGGCCGCUGGGGCGCCCGGUUCGUUCGUCAUUGGUACGAGAAGGACAAACUGCUUCCUGUCAAUCCGAACAAAAUCCCACGCAUCAAUGAUGAGAAACUCAAUUCUUAUCCUGAGGGGUACAAGUGUCUUGCCUACUGUCAGGAGCUUACGAUGGGUGUCACCGUACUUAAGGAUAUGCCUGGACACAGAAGACAUGUUGGUACUAUCUGUGGAGAAAAGCAUGAUCUGCUAUAUCGGCUUUCUAAGGACUGGCUGGAUGGAAAAGCCAUUGAUGUAUAA
Penicillium daleae is the source of this 702-nucleotide messenger RNA. Its product is annotated as putative pathogenesis associated protein Pep2. NCBI's taxonomy places the organism in Eukaryota, Fungi, Ascomycota, Eurotiomycetes, Eurotiales, Aspergillaceae. Bases 1 to 702 code for a protein of 233 amino acids. The record is from RefSeq and is a predicted model, not a curated record. The transcript is spliced from 2 exons.